Trichophyton rubrum CBS 118892 is the source of this 516-nucleotide messenger RNA. RefSeq lists its product as uncharacterized. The record is from RefSeq and is a predicted model, not a curated record. The transcript has 5 exons. Lineage: Eukaryota; Fungi; Ascomycota; Eurotiomycetes; Onygenales; Arthrodermataceae. Bases 1 to 516 code for a protein of 171 amino acids.
AUGACUAAGCCAAAAUCUAGCCAUCGCCGACUUCGAGCAGGAAAUUUGGAGCCGAGUUUCGCCAGCCGGGAUAGAGAUCAAAGACGCCGAGAGACUGACAGAUUCGGUUCCAUUGUUUCUCUUUUGGACUCAAAAAUGAAUACUAUUAAAUCAACCUGGAUCGGAUGGGGAGCGCUUUGUGUCGCUGGUGGCGGCGCAUACUAUUUCGCCAAACGCUCUAUCAACGCCGACCGAUUAACCAGAUUUGACGCUACUCAGAAACGCAAAGAUGAAAUGGCCAAAGCUGAAGCUUCGGCAAGGGCGGCAGCUGAACAGUCAAAGGCGGCAGUUGCCCGGGCAGGGAAAUUGAAUAGUGGGUCACAGAAGGAUGACGCAUAUAGCCCGAGUGAAGAAUUAGGACACGAUCCAGCUCCUACAAGACACGAACCGGACACCGAUGCGCAGCGUCUGGCCGAGAAGGGGAAAUACGAAGCUGCCGAAGUAUUUAGAUCGAGGAAGGGUGAUCGUUUCAGCUGA